This is a messenger RNA of Linnemannia hyalina, 1500 nucleotides long. NCBI's taxonomy places the organism in Eukaryota, Fungi, Mortierellomycota, Mortierellomycetes, Mortierellales, Mortierellaceae. The record is from the annotation of a GenBank genome assembly.
AUGCCCAGCAUCACACUCAACAAUCCAGAGGACAAGGCAACAGUCAAGCGCUCCCUCUCCUCGCCCAACACUCGCAUCAUCACCGCCACCGUCGCAAGACUCUAUAUCGCCUAUCCAGACCCUUCCCAAUGGACAUAUGCUGGUAUCCUUGGAGCCGUCGCCUUGAUUCAAACCAGCAAUACCUUCUUCCUCCGCAUCGUCGACCUUCUUUAUGGGCAGGGUAUCAUCUGGGAACAAGAGCUCUAUCAAGGAUUCGUCUACCACCAGGACAUGCCCUUCUUUCACACCUUCCAAGCCGACAACUACGUGGCUGGAUUCUCGUUUGCAGAUGAACAUGAGGCAGAGGUCUUUUACAGCAAGGUCCACGGUCGAGCACGUCUGAGGCCAUCGGGCGCGCAGGGACGGAAUAAGUUCCCACUCCACAAUGGCAAACUGGACAAGUCGCGAAUCGGGAUGCCCUCGGACUUUCGCCAUGUCGGACAUAUUGGUUGGGAUCCUGACGUUGGCUUUGAGGCACAGAACAUUGAUCCGGCGUGGAGGACACUAUUUGACCAACUGGACACAUUCGGCGUGAGCAGACAGCAGAUCAACGAAAACGCGGGCUUUAUCACAAACUUUGUCAAUGCCCAUGGAGGAAUCGCCCCUACUACUACCAAACCUAACGGAGCCAGCAAUAGCGGUCUAUCGGAUCUAUCGAGGAUCGAUUCUCCUCCACUUGCGAGAGCGCAGUCUCCUCCACCGAAGAAGCGACCACCUCCACCUCCUCCACCACCUGUGAACACCAAUUCAGCGAAUCAGGGAGGAGGGGGAGCGUCACCGAUGGCGUCGCCAGCGCCGUACCAUGGGUACCUACCGAGACCUCUGGCCCAGGUGAUGGCUAGUCUUUCUUUUGGGACGUCGUCAUUCUAUGGGAACAAUUCUUCCACAAGUCCUCAGUCACCCCGGACGCCGUCACCACCUCAUGAGGAGGUGGCAGGAGAGACUGACACCAGCCCUUCGAUUGCACCAGCCUCCACCGUCCCUCCACCCCCUCCACCACCUCCUCCACCAAUGGUAGGUACAGGACAACAGCUACACAAACAAGAACCAAAGCGACAGCAACAACAGCCCUUGUCAAUCAGGACCAACACCGACCAAUCGAAUUUUUCAGGACCAACAUCCGCCCCAUUAUCCCCUUCUUCUUCCUCGUCCUCAUCCUCGGCGACCACGACGAAUGUGAUCAAGAGCCCGGUCGAGAAUUCACUAUUAGCGAGCAUCCGAGAGUCGGGCGGACUUCAAGGUCUGCGCAAGACGGGUGCCCUCCGAUCACCGCCUCCUCGUCCCCUUACGGGAGGUAAUCGCCCUAGCUCACCCACGAUGAUGAUGAAUUCAAGUAAUAGUCAGGGUGAUCUGGUCUCGGCGCUGGUUGCGGCUCUUCAGCGACGACAGACGAAGGUUACCUAUAGUGAGGAUGAGAGUGCUGGUAGCGAGUCUGAUGAUGGAUGGGAUGCUGACGAUUGA